GGGGCUUGUUGUACGUCCUAAUCCAUGAGUAAAGCUGGCAGUAGAAUGGAAUGCAGAAUUUAGAAGUUAGAUUGAAGUUACUGUCAAGAGUUCAGGAGCAGAUUUCCUUUCCAAUAACUCACAUAUACCUGCAUUCAACGACAAACCAUAAAGAGCACAAAACUUGAAAUCUAGGAUUAGAGGAUUAAUAAAACAUGAAUAUGAGUGGUGGUUCAGAGGCAGCCAGAAAUCUCGAGGAAAUGAUUCAACUUACUGCCCAGAGCCUAAUCAGAAUGGAGAUAGCUGAUCACUAUAAAGUCGUUAAAGAACUUGGAAAGGGAAAAUAUGGGCAAGUGACACUAGUUAUCCAUCGACAGAAAGGGACACCCAUGGCAUUAAAACUCCUUCCAAAGACAAGCACAAAACAGCACCACUUCCUAUAUGAAUACUGUAUUGCUCUUUCUCUCUCAGCUCAUCCUAAUAUCAUUGGAAUGUACGGUAUAGCAUUUGAAUCAACACAGCAUUACGGUUUUCUCUAUGAAGCUGCUCUGCAAAGGGAUUUGAUAUCCAUCAUAAAGCCUAGAGAAGGAGUGCCGGAACCAGCUGCUAAGCAGUGUACCAAGCAGUUAGUCAGCGCACUUGAUUUCAUCCAUAGUCGUGGAUUCGUCUAUAGAGAUGUGAAACCAGAAAAUGUUCUGAUUUUUGGCAGAGACUGCGAGAAUAUAAAGCUUACAGACUUUGGCUUAACUCGCCCAAGAGGCACAAUGCUGAAACUUGUAUCUGGAAUCAUCCCGUAUACUGCACCAGAACUAAGUAAUACACAAAAUGGUGAAGGGAUGCCAAUCGAUUUCACCCUUGAUGCUUGGGCAUUAGGUGUGCUUCUCUUCUGCCUGAUGACAGGAUACUUCCCAUGGGAGAAAACCCUUCGCUCUGACCCAUUCUUUGAAGAUUUUAUUCUUUGGCAGGAAACUGGCAAUACUGAAGAUUUAUCCCGGCACUGGAAAAAACUAACAACAGAGGCUAUGGAUAUGCUAAGCAAAUUAAUGAGUUUGAAUCCAUUACAGAGAAGCUCGGUUAGCAAGGCAUUGUGGUACUUAGACUAUGCAUGGAGAGUGGACAACUGGAAAACAUUAGAAGAAUUCGAUUAAUAUGAUAAAACAUUUCAUAAAUGUGCAUGGGUUGAAAAGGAAAAGUAAAAGAGAUGUUACUUUCCUAUGUCACUAAUAUUUUUGAUUUUGUUGAUUUAACCACAAUAAUACCUUUUUGUUUAUACUUUUCUCCUUUUUUCUGUUGCCAGCAAUUAGUAACCACAAUAAGUCCAUUCAUCUGUGGAGUUAUAUAUGUUUCAAUAUAUUCUAGCGUUUUCUACAAAUACGCAGUGCUGUUCCAAGGGGCGGAUU
This is a messenger RNA of Spea bombifrons (plains spadefoot toad), 1379 nucleotides long. RefSeq names its product serine/threonine-protein kinase SBK2-like. The transcript has 4 exons. The coding region runs from base 195 to 1127 and encodes 310 amino acids. The record is from RefSeq and is a predicted model, not a curated record. Gene Ontology annotation, biological process: peptidyl-serine phosphorylation; peptidyl-threonine phosphorylation. NCBI's taxonomy places the organism in Eukaryota, Metazoa, Chordata, Amphibia, Anura, Pelobatidae. Gene Ontology annotation, molecular function: protein serine/threonine kinase activity; ATP binding.